AGGUUGACUCGUUGCCGAUCUGGCGAUUGCGCGACUGGUGCUGGGGGAGCAGCGCCCCCGGCUGGCUUACAAAACGCAUCAUGAUCGUCGUUUUCGAAGCAAACAGGAUAGGAAGGAAGGGGAAGGGGGGGCUGAGGGGGAAUGGGGCGGCGGCGACGGCGCUGUCGGCUCGUGUGGGAGCCGCCGGAUGGCGGCAGGGCGGCGAGUCAAUUCCAUGACUCUCUUGUUUGUUUCUCAUCACGAGGAGUAUGUAAAAAAAAUGGGUAAAAUGGGCAUAUGUUGUAUGGAAGUACUAUAUAAUACAAGAAAAGGGCCGGUUUUCUUUGGGACCCGCACUUGUAUGUGGUUCGUUCGUGUUAUUUUUUUUUCCUUCUUGCUCUUCGCAUGUGGGCCCCUUGUCCUUGCUGUUUUAAUUUUCUUGUGCAAAGUAUCUUUUGGUUGGGCUUAUACAAUCUGUCUAUUUUUUUUCUAGGGUUUCGCUACUAUAUAACCCUCUUUUUUUUUUAACGAUGACGAC
Molecule: messenger RNA, 517 nt
Organism: Bipolaris sorokiniana ND90Pr
Lineage: Eukaryota; Fungi; Ascomycota; Dothideomycetes; Pleosporales; Pleosporaceae
Exons: 1
Coding region: 188-472 (94 amino acids)
Source: RefSeq, a predicted model, not a curated record